Trypanosoma brucei brucei TREU927 is the source of this 1761-nucleotide messenger RNA. RefSeq lists its product as hypothetical. The record is from RefSeq and is a predicted model, not a curated record. NCBI's taxonomy places the organism in Eukaryota, Euglenozoa, Kinetoplastea, Trypanosomatida, Trypanosomatidae. Bases 1 to 1761 code for a protein of 586 amino acids. The transcript has a single exon. Gene Ontology annotation, cellular component: nuclear cap binding complex.
AUGCCUCCCAGACGUUCCUUUGUUUUUAUUACAAACAUCCCUGAUUACUUGCUGCAACCACUCGCCGUCGGCAACAAUAACCACCACAAUAAAUUACGCGCUUCAAGAGACCCACGCUACGAGCGGCUACGGUCAUUCCUCAGUACACACACAUCAGGUGUCAUGCACGUGAUGCAUCUGGAAACGCGUGGCUAUGCCCUUGCCCUCUAUGCAUCGGAAGAGGAAGCACUUGCGGCCUGCAAGACAACAAUCACACCUAAAUAUCGGCAGUGUGAAUACCCACCAAUGGUGUUACGUAUAUUAGAGCGCCCGCGCCCGGCUCCCCUUCAGUCGGUUUAUACACCAACAGUCACGAUUGAGGGAGAAACAAUAUUGAAGGAAGAAUUAGCAAACACAAGAGGUCUGGAGUUGGUGUAUCGCGGCCGUGCUAUUGCGCGCUGGUGUCCCAAUACGCUUUCUCAGCAAGAUUGCCCCUUCGGUGCUUCGUGCAACUGGAUUCACAAGUGUGCCUAUCAGCAGACCGUGCGAAAGAGGCCACGACUUGAUCCCGUAUCUCAACAACAACAACAAAAGCAGCCCAUGUCGUCGGAGGAACUGACGCGACUGCGCCACGUAACUCACAACACAAAAUGCGGGGAGGAACAACUUGUACCAACCGACAUGAAGUUUGACUUUUCUGUUUAUGUUCCCGUGGCGUACAAGGAAGCAGUUGCUCUCGUGGACAGUGAAGGAACUGGUGGAAGUAACAGGUUGGUUGAUGAUGUUAUUAAGCGCGUAGAAGCAGCCUGUUCGGCGUAUAGUGGGCCGUAUUUUGUUAAAUUUGCCUUUUGCGGCGGUGCGCCGUGGGAUUGGAGCUUGCACAACACUUCAUUGGGUCUUUCUGCACUGCGCAAGAGAGCACCGUUUCCUACGAAUGGCGCGCCUACUCCUCUUGAACGUGAUAUCUUCACGCAGCAGUUACUGUACCACAUGAAUCAGAUGAAUCGCUUCGAUACGAUCGCAUUAGCAGUCCAUGCUCUUGCUAAAAGCCCAAAGGUUCGUCGGGCGUUACAACGUGAAUUGGAAUAUGACCAAUCCCUCACUUCAUGCAAUGAUAAAGGCGACAAAGAUGCAGUGUCCCUGCAUCUUUGUGUACGGCCAUGGCUGUUCUUGCCAACGGUAGGUGUUGAGGCUACUGUCUUCUUGGAGGGUGGAGGCGAAGUUCUGCGAGGUAUUGUCCAACGGAAAGGGGCCGUGCGUCUCAUGAUUUCACAUGCGCUUUUGCGUCAACAGGAAGAAAAACAGGGCAUGGACUUCUCUCGCUUUGCCGUGUUAGGUAGCGGUCAAGACCUCGAAGCGGAAUCUUACUUGGAGUCUGAGAUACAGCGUAUGUCGCUUCUGGUAAAGCGGUCGGCUCAAAGGCUACAACAAUAUAUUCGUCAACAGCGGGAUCGGUUUCCACCAGGUGCUGCGUGGUGCGUUCAUAUUGCUGUCAGCCCGCCCCCCUUAGUGCCGUUUCGGCCCCAGCAGUACGGCAGUGGUGUGGAACAACAAAAGGGGGAGUGCAAGCAGGAAGAAAGUGAAGAGAGGGUGACGUCCAAGUGUGUAGUUCUCUCCUUACAGGAGUACCAACCAGCUUACGAGGAGCAUGUAGCGCUUCAUGGGGAACUGCGUGCAGGGGAGGUGAUGUGGAACACGAGGAAACAUGGGUACGUUGCGCUCAUUCCGCGCGAAAUGUUGGAACGCCUUCGCCUGGAGUCCCAGGUGGAAGAAAAGGAGUAA